Cylas formicarius (sweet potato weevil) is the source of this 10956-nucleotide messenger RNA. RefSeq lists its product as uncharacterized. The record is from RefSeq and is a predicted model, not a curated record. The transcript has 7 exons. NCBI's taxonomy places the organism in Eukaryota, Metazoa, Arthropoda, Insecta, Coleoptera, Brentidae. Bases 336 to 1208 code for a protein of 290 amino acids.
GGGAGUGGCGUCGGUAUAUCGCGUCGUCUGGCGACGCGACGCAACCUCGCAUAAUCGCGCUCUCCCUCUCCAGUUUCCACGCGAGGCUCUAAACAAGAGGACGUCAUAUGAUAGCCGAUGACCGGAUGUCACUGGUUUCGGCGGUGAAAUAGGAGCGCGAAAUCGAGUGAGCCGCGGAUUUAAUUUGAAAUACACGAAUGCUGACGUCCUGUCACGACGCCGUCAGGAAUAUGUGUUACGAAAAUACGGACUGAAAGGGGGAUCGGGACGUUAUCAGUGCGUUACGCUGAUUGAUUUGUGAUUCGAAAAGUGUCAAAAACUGAGCGUAUUCAGACAUGGAGCAAUUUAAUGGCAUAUGUCGCGGGAUCAUGCUGUUGCUGCUGAUCGUUUCUGGUGCCAAAACGUUGAAAAAUGUGUCCGUGACAGUGCCAGGCGCGGUUAAAAAAUUCGACACAGUAACUCUGCAGUGUAAAUACGAUCUCGAAGGGGAACCGUUAUACACAGUGAAAUGGUACAAAGGACAGCAGGAAUUUUACAGAUAUAUCCCCAAGGAACUGCCGAGCACACAAAUCUUCCCGCUGCCUGGAAUUGACGUGGAUCUAAGUAAAAGUACCUCUAACGAGGUUGUUCUACGUUCUGUUCAACCAGAGGUGACCGGCAGGUUUAAAUGCGAAGUGUCCACAGACGCUCCAGUGUUCGACACUCAAAUUGAUUCCAGUUAUAUGUAUGUCGUCGAGGUCCCGGAGGAAGAUCCUCACCUUAAAAUGGAAAAAGAAAACUUAGAAUACGGUUACCUAAUUAGAGCAACCUGCACAACACCUGUUUCAUUUCCGGCCAUGAAUGUGACUUGGUUUCUCAACGGAGUUAAGAUUAACGCAAGUGCUUUCAAACGCGUUAGUAGCGACCGGACAUCGUCAUACUCGAAAAUUAGACGGGUGCCACUAUCAACUGUUUCCUAUAUAGAGACUGAAAUAGAUGACACCGUGUUCCAGUCGGGAAUAGCGAGACUGCAGUGUAUUGCGAAAUUGUUUAAUCUAUAUCGACGGGAAGAAGUCAAGUAUAUAGAGGACGAUAGACCCAAGCCUCGACCUUCUUCUGUUUUGGGAACGCCUGGCCAGUCAUCAGGUAAUACGUCCGACGGCUCCGUUGCCAGAACUUGUCAUUUGCAAAAGCUCGUCCUCCUGCUUGUGGCGUAUUACCUGAGUUGACAGAAACAAUUUUCCUAAACAUCGCAGCAGGAAAUUAACAAACAUUAUUCGGCUUCUAAUUGAACCUGUAAAUACUGUAUAUCUUUUAGGGUAAAUACUGUAUAAUAUAUUUUUGUAUAUUAUUUUAACUAAUUAAGGAGGGGAAAUAAUGCCAGUUCUAGUCUAGAAGGUGAAACCUUUCUUGUAGUUCAAAAGCGAUGUGAUAUAAUAUCUUGUGCGAAUGUUUCAAAGGUUUGAGUCGACAUUUCAGAUUUUCUGAAGAUGGUGCGAGACAAAUAAUAUAUUAACGUUUUAACUAUAUUGUUUGACGGAUAAGAUGUUAGUUAUCUUUUAUAUGGUGUGUGUGUGUGUUUUGCGUUUAAGAUCUCGAAAGGAACGAAGGUUACCAUUGAAGUUGUUAUGUGAGUAUAUUUCUAUUAGGAAUAUAUGUCUAGCUGUAAAAUCGAUAGACUUUGUUAUAAGUAUAAUCAAAAUACGGGAUAUGGUAGGCUUAAUAAUUUAUAUAAAACAAAUCAAUAAAUAAAUGCGUAAAAAUGCAGGGUAAGUUCGCGAAUACCGCGGAUAUUGAGACCGGAUCUGAAAGCUACAAUCAUCACAAUAAUUACAAUGCUAAACAUAACCUGCUCAUGCUUGAUCAUGCCUGAUUUUGUUAUAAAAAUGUUAAGGACUUUUGUCGAAGUCUCAGAUCGCUACCCAAUUGAUAUCAUUUUCUAGCUUCGUUGUUCUAGCAAUUGACCAUUAAUUUGUUAGUCAAAAACCAACAACUAAUACUAUUCAGCAUUAUGAGCCAGUUAACGAUGAUCUGACAAUAUAUCUCUUAAUUUAGUUGGGAUGGGUUCUUAGAGCAGAGCUAAAUACAAUAUUUUCGUUAAACCACAUUGAAUACGUUAGUCUUGGUUAGUUAUUCACAACCGAUCAUAUAAGCUGUUGUACACAUGAACACUGUACUGAUUUUUGAUAUCUAUAUGUUUUCAUGUUUUUUCGCUGUAGGUUGACUUGCAGCAGAUUUUGUGAUUUCAUCAUGCUCAUGCAAAUUAUUUGUGACCUAAUCCAACUACGGAACAAAACUGUGGCAGAAAUAUAUGGAGCGUAUUGAUAUGUGGAUAAUUUUUAUACAAAUAAUUUUUCAGAUUGCGUUGAGAAUCACCUAAAUUAUGAUUUAUGAAGUUAAAUUCUGAUUCUAUUGAUUAUGUUUUAAAGAUGACUGUUGAAAUUGUUAGCUGAUAUUUCUACCUUUGUGGUGUUGAAAUUUAAAUUCAAUUUCCUUUCUGAGUUUAGAAUUUAUCGGUGAUGUUGUGAUUUCAUUUAAUUGAUUUAUGUGAGCAAUUCAUGAUGCUAUUGCCAGUGAGAUGCGGACAAAAUUUUUCUGAGCUUUUGCAAAACCACAUUGGAAGGAAACCAAUAACUUUGAAGUUCGUCUGUAGUGUUGCUAAACUUCGUCUUAUUGCGAAUUAAAAAAAAAUGAAACCUCUAUAAUUAUUGACCCAAAGAAGAAAAGAAGAAAAACACGUAAAAUAAAAUUCGAAGAAGCUUUCCGGGUUCGUGUCAUAAAAAAAAAAUAAUUUUCAUUCCCUCAGCCAAAUCUUUCGUUUAUUCAUCUUUCGGUUAGGUCUUGUUAAGAUUUUCAGAGAGAAGACGUCACGUCUCAGACGCGACGGUUUUUUUAUCGGUAAACUUUUUAUAAUUCAAAACUUCUAUUGAAUACAAAGUCGAAACUGGAAUAUUGAUUGUGGAUACUUCCACACAACCCGAAGCUCUCGCGCCGCUUUUCAUAAUAUUUUCAUUAUGGCAAUUUGUAUGUAUAGUACAUUGCCACGACCUCGACGGAUUCUCCGGUCUGUCACUAACACAAACAAGAUUUCUCCAUUGUGCUUGGGUAUUUUGGGGGCAGCGAGCAUAAAGAAAAUGAACGUAAAUGGAGUAAGUAUAUUACGAAUUAGGAAAAGGACAACAAUCUAUUCCCCCUUUGGAGAUGUUCUCCUGGAUUCCGAGGGAAUAAAAGUACCUCGCAUAAGACGUUGUGUUAAGUUUAUCGUAUUAAGGCUUUAUUUUGAAUGGCGCCGUUGUUUAAUGUUUACCGAAAGCGAAAUUUAAAUUAUAUUACGAUUUAAUUGGAAGACGUCAGCUCUAAAUAAAUCUAACACGCCUUCGAACUCAAUAUUUUGUUAUGACAUUUGACACGUUUGAAAGAAACGAAAAUGAAAUUCUGCAACUCAUGACGAUCAUUGAUAACACAAGUCUACAAAAGUAAGCUUUUUGACAGAUGUUUUUAUUUUUUAUAAUUUUGGUAUGGUUUUUUUUUGAAAAAAAAAAACAAUAUUCCUAAAAUAAAUCAUUUUUUUAUUCGGCAAAAGGUGGAAUAUUAGUCGAAAAAAACUGUACUCAUGCUUUUUUAAGUUAUAUCUUCGUCUUCUUGCCAGCGCUAUUCUGACAUUCUGUGUGUUUUUGACGGCAUAUCCCAUUUUAACAUCCAGCAGUAGUCCGCCAUCAUCGUUAUGCUCCAUCUGCCUUGGAAAUAUCCUGGUGAAAGCUCUCUCCCCGUUCUUCGCUAACCUCUCCAAGAAAACAGGACAUGCACUCAAACUCAUAUUAUAACUUAGAAUAUGAAAGUGUUGCAACAUAUUUUUAACAAUACUUUCAUAGUUUUCAUCCUUCAGAGUCUAAGAAACAUUUAAAUUAUUUCUUUAAAUGAAACUCAGGCGUUUUUCUCUACAUUGGUCAUUAUGUUUUAAAAAUCCUUGUCUUUGCAUAACGUUCUUAUCUGUGGCCCAACAAAAAUACCUUCUUUUAUCUCGGCAUCAAAUAUGGCUGGAAAUUUCUCCCUGGCCUGUUUUGUCUAAUGCCUCAUUAAGCGAAGUGUGAUAUGAAGAAGAGAAAGUAAAACUUCGGUGGGGCAACUAAGCUAUCUCUUAAUACAUUUUUGCUAAUGGGUGUAAGUCUUGUUGUAGACUAUACCACUCACAAAUAAUGCAUUGAAAUUUUUUAUAACCCCCUGUUAUUCUUGGAGCAUGCACAGCCACAUUCAGGUCACCACAAAAUAUCUUGGUAGUUUAUUUUCUUCAAAAGAAGUCCUAAAUUUUCAUAAGGUUCUUUUAAAUGUACCGAUUGCGCAACGGGAACCGAGGUCGGUUCGUUCCCAUUGUGCAAUAAAACCCAUUUUCAACUACGCUUAUUUAAGUCAAUAAACAGCCGCCAUUUUUCUUUAAUAUACGGCACAUUUUCUAAUUUUUAACUAAGUCAGGAAUAUUGUUACAAUACACUAACGGUUCAUCCUGAGUAAAAUAUUUUUCGGGAUCCCGGUAAAAGCUUGAUGUGACGCCAGGUGCCAGUAUCCUUUGAAAGGUGCAAAUCUCUAAUUAAAUCAUUUAAUUAGCUCUAGUGUUUCGUCUUUUUUCUCUUGAAUCCUUGAAUAUUACACGAACAAAAAUAAGAAUCAUCACUGUGAUUCCUAGGCUUUCGCCAUACCACAGGGAACACAAAUCUUAAACAUUGCUUCCUACCAUUUUGCCAGUUUCUUAAUGAUUCAACACAAAUGGGGCGAACAUUAUGAGGAGCCCAGGACUUGUUCGGUCGCCGAUAUACCAAAAUAAGCGUGGUAUACAUUUUAACAAAAGAAGUUGUAAUUUGCCUUUGCUACAUUACGACAUGACUACCAAAGUUAUUUGGAUUAACCACAUAAUAUCUUCUUGCCAUAUUUAUACCUUCUCGAACACUAGAAAUACGCACAACGAAUACAACAGCCGCGAACACGACGACAACAAAACGCUGUAUUGACGCUUCUGCCCCAACUUUGUUGCUUUGCAGGUAAAUCUAAUAUUAUCACAUCUAAUUUCAUAAAAAUCCAUUAAUUUAAAAAUCAUUCCUAACAUGUAACAAACAUAUUCAUGUUGUCGGAAUGUAUAUUAUUAAAAUAAAAUGUUUAAGAUCAAAAGAGCUAUAAAAAAUAUGACGUGAUAGAGCGGUUUUUUUUUUAAAAAGGGCCCCCAAAAAUAUACAAAUAAGCAAACAGCUUUCAACAUCAAAAUCACUGUAGAUCUGUGUCAUUGAUUUACUCAGCCCGUGCGUCAGUUACCCCUUUUGCAGAGUGUAUAUACUGAACUUGUUCAAAGUUUUCCUAUAUAACUUGGUUGGAAUUUGCGUUUAAUUUUCUAAGGAUUUGGCAAAAACGGUAUGAACAACUCCGCCUCAACUCGAUAUGUUUUUUUAUACCGAAAGCAAUUUUUUUCUUUUUAAUUUUUUCAGUAUAUUUACUUCAAUUUAAGGACUUGCCAUAUAUGGGUUAUAAUAUUAUUUCAAAGUUAACAUCCUGGUUAAUUUUUUUGUCUGCAUUCCUAUUUGGUUACUACUUGAGUUAUUUUACUUUAUAAGUUAAAUUACUGAGUAAUAAAAAUAUUAAAAAAACUCCUCUGUGUAAAUUUUUCAAAUAUAUUAAUACAUCUGAAAAGAGACUGCUAAGCAGUUAAAGUAGUCAAUGCAUAAAAUUGAGUGGACUCUCAGAAGUAGCGAUUCCACAUCUUAGUGAGUAACUGUUCCUAUAUGUGAGAGUGUAAUCCAUUUUAGUAUGCAUAAAAGUUACAACGAAAAAAAGAGACCGUACUCAACUAAAAUGAAAUUCUCGAGUCUGCACUUUCAUUUGCCGGUUUUGACUUGUGUUAACACCUGUCUCCAAGGACGCACAUAUCCUGUUUCGUUAGAGAAAUCUAACAUACCGAAGUUAGAAAAUAAACGACGCGCUUUUCAAUCACUUCUUGUUCGCCCUCUUUUGGAACAUCAUCAUGAAAGUCUUCACGUUUAACCACGUUGUCCGAGAUGAAGCAACUCCUGAUAAGAGAAGAUACUUUUUGUUAACAACGUAUUGUAUGACCUUUGUUCGGGAUUAUCUAAAACCCUAAAAGGAGUCAUGAGCAGAGAGCUAUACCAUACCCAGAAUCUCCCAGCUAAAGAGCAUCAGCCCUGUUCCAUUGCACGACGUUGUGCAUAUCCAAAUUUGUCUAUGUAGAGAUCCUGGCCAAAAGACAUCCACACUUGUGAACUCUUCAUGCACGUUGCCUGCACAUUUAUGGUAGCAAAGUUUUUUCUGUUAAUACAUUUGUCCCCGUGAAUAAACGGUUUCAGUAUAGUAUCAGUGCCAGUACCAGUCGAUAACACCAAUAGAUGAAAGAAAUUGAAGGAAGGAAAUUUGAUCCAAACAUUACAUUUCUGCAUGAUACGUGCUCUGAGGUUGGUAACCGUUCGGGAUACCAUCGAUUUAUGAAGAUCACAACAUAACGUAGAAACCGGUCAUUCUUUCCUCAUUAUUCAACGAUUCGCAGCCAUAUUAUUCAGUAUCUCCAAAAAAUGGUUAGUUAUCCACUGAUCAUUAACUCUACUACUAGACCAAUAGUCUACUUCCCUUGAUUCCCUACGAAUCUUAAACACCUUACGCUCACAAAUGAGCAUAAAUUCGGCCAUCGCUUGUGGAUAUCACUAAUUCUUAUGAAGCCAUGUCUGCUAGUAAAGGCUUUCCAUUUAGGCAUUGUAAAAAUAAAAGUCCAUGGCCAUUUCAAUAUUUUUUCGAAAUUCAAUAUUGUUUAAACUCCAGUUAUUAAAUUGACUUUACCAUUUUCAAUUUUUCGUACCAUCAGUUGUACAAAUUCAAACUAGUUUCCAAACAUCCCUUUUAAUUAUUAGAGCAGUAGUGAAAAUUGUUUGCUUUACUUCACGUUAAGCUACGUCAAAUCCACCCUGUAAUAUUUGUUUGAAAAACAUAUAACAUACUGUUCUAACCGCGAUUUACCUAACUAUUUUUUUUAACCGAGUACCCAAAACUCAAGGCAAAACUAUAUUUCUGUAUUAUUUUAAGUAACUCGUAUAGUAUUCCCCCAGUUCUAGGAACCUUUGGGAAAUUGUAUCACAGGACAUUCUUCGUUAGCAAAUUCUGCUGCAUUCCAGAACAAAAAAUGAUUCAUGAUUAAAAUUCUCAAUGGAAGCUAGAGGGAACGUUCGUUCAGGAACAACCUUCGAGACGCAUUAAAUAAAAAUAUUUCUCGUAACUCAACACAAACUUUUAAUCAACUAGCAGAUAUAUAUUUUUUAGGAAAUUUGUAGUUUUGCGCUUCCAAAAUCAUAUGCAUGGCAGUGAGGAAGUCUUAAAAAGAAAGUUUCAAGGGAAUUGUCUUUAAAAGGUGAGGGGAAGUGUAAUCAAUUGAUUAACGCAAAAUGUACACAGUAAAUUAUGAGCCGCAGAAGUUUGCAUGUAAAUUUUAUUUUUUUGCAAUAAUUUGGUGCUUACUGUGGCAGUUUCUAAUAUAACCUUGUAUCCUGUCUGAGGUAAAUCCUGCAUUUACUUAAAUGGCAGAAUUUUUAAAAGCACAUGCUUUGCAAAUGUUUCAAAAAUCCAAUUUUGUUUUUUGCCUAAAACUAUUUUAUUAUUUAUAUAAAAAAGUAAUUUUUUGUCGCAAGAAUUUAAAAACCCUUUCCCGGUGUCAAAAUGGAUACGGUUAGAUAUUAAAGCGAUGUGUUUAGUUAUAGAGCGACGAAAUAUGCGCAGGUGAAUAAUUAAAAACACUAUUAACCGUACGUGCGCAGUGAACAAGCCAUUAUUGAAAACCAUUGUGUUUACCCGCAAACAACGUCGAUUAACGGCCGUGCGGUUUAAUGAAUGUGUUAGUUUAACGUUUAAACUUCGAAAGGCCGCAGCUUUAACUUAAAACGACACCAGAAGCGUUUUAGCGGCUGAAUUGUAUAGAAUUUUGAAGUGUAUUAAACUAAAACUCAUUUUAAAACUUUUGUUUUUCGGUAUAUAGUUUUUUUUAUCCAAAAAAAUGGAAAGUUUCUUUGUUGGACCCUUGUAAGUAUUACUGACACGUGUCCUUAACGUUUCGGAUUCGCUGUUGAGAUGUCUGACGGCGUAGUGGCAAAAAAAUUGUAUUAGGUUUUGGAUUAAUAAUAAGAAAAUUCUUUCGCAGUGCCAAUUCUACCUUUUCUUAUUGCUUUGUAUUAUUGAUUUUGUCGAAGAUUUUUGAGAGCGGUGUAAUAGAUUUUUCUGGGAAUUAUUUACCUGCGCCAUAUCAUUUCUUGAUGCCUUUUAAAUGGAACAUGGGGAGUUAAAGUGCAGACGCUUCAAAUUGAUUCAGGAUAUUUAAGCGGGAAAAUGUUUGAAUGCCCCUAAAAAUUGCUAAAGGGGUGGCGAGUUUAACCACUUUUUUUUAGGUUCAGCAAAGCGAUCUUUAUUCUCCAUUAAAAAACUCAUUAUCCGGGAGAAAUAUUUUUUUAUUCGCUUUUUGUGUAUUAAAAGGGCAUUUCCUCAAAAAUUGGAUUUGCCAUUGUGCGGUAGGAAAUUCCCAUUUUUCAAAAGAUGUCGUUUAUAGGGAAUUCAUAAAGAAAAGAGGGGAAAAAUAAUUUUUUUCGAUUGCUCCAAGUGCUUUUAAUUAGACGUUAACAUUUCAUCCCGGUUAUCCUCAUGGAUUAGUUAUAAUGGUAAAUUCGGGCCAUGGUUUUAAUUAUAUAUUUUCUGAGGCACCUAUCACGUCCACUUACACAGUAAAAUAUUUUAUGUAUAAAGAAAAAAUACUUUGCUUUCUCAUUGAAAGUGUUCUAAAUACAAAUGUUGUUUAUGUUCGUACAGUACUCAACCCCCACUGAACUCUCGAUUUCGAAACCUCCUGAAUACUUUUUGUGGCAAAAUAGUGAACAAUCUGAUAAUGAAUGCCGAUAUAAACCGUAUUUACCAAAUCUCUGUUACCGUUUGGUGCGUCACAAUGAACCAAUUAAUGACUUAAGGGUAUUGAUGACACGGCAAACAUAGCAAGGCUAACAAUAUAGUCUGUCCCUACCUCUAAUACUGCACCAGCUGUAUUAUAUUAAAUCCCGUGAUAGAUGCGGAGUUUAUACUCUGUAUAAACAAAUUUGAAGAGGUUAAUCUUUAAUUAAACGCUUCGUGAGGUGCAGCGCGUCAGAAACAUUUUUUGCAUCUCCAUUUUGUUAUGGAAGCUGUCAUUUUCUGAGUUUUUGUGGGAAGAUUUUCAUUAAAUCGCUACGAAACUGUGUAUUUGACGUCUAAUAAAAAACUUCUUGUUUGGGUGUCCUGUCGACUAGGGUUGAAACCUUAAAAUUAGUCCGGUUAAUUUUUCUAAAGUCAUAUUCACAUUUUACCAAUUUCAGUUAAGAUUCCACAUAUUACUGUUUGCAUUCUGAAAUGCAUGUACACAAUGGUGAUGGCAACUAAAUAUGGUGUGUAUAUACGUGAAAUAAUUAUAAAAUAUUUUGAUCACAGCCGGUACAUAAAUACGUUUGGUUCUACUCGUUUUUUAACAGUAUAAUGACCGCUGGUCCCUGUUAACAAAUUUAAAUGCGUAAAUAUUAUAUUAGUUCUCAGGUAAAUAACCCAUUUAAACAAGAGGGGUCUCGUGACACCAACGUCAGAAUGUUUUCUGUUAUUUUGCAUAUUUGUAUUUCCAUACUAUACAUGGCAAGUUUACUCUAAAAUUUGUUUUCUGGAUAAAGAGAUUUUGGAGUACCGCCGACUAAAACUUGUCCUGGAAUUUUGUGAGCGUUAAGGGUUUAAAAUUAGUCCUAUGUUUGAUAUAUUUAAGUUCAAAAUGUAUCACUUCACAUUUUAAGAUAUAUUUUGAAACUUUUGCUACGCUUACAUUAGUGCGUUCUAAAAUGCAGGCCACGCAAUGGCGAUGGUAAUCAAAUGGUUUGUCUGCAUAGAGGUUUAUUUACAUGAAAUGAGUAUAAAACAUUUUUGAUUGUAUUAAUGUCGCAGUCGGUACAUAAAUACGUUUGUCGGGAUUGUUUAAUUUUUUUAACAGUAUUUCGAAAUAAAGGGCGCGUCGUGUCUGUUAACUUAUUGACAUUACUGAUUGCCAUUCAUUUUGCGUUGCGAUACGCGUUGAAGGUUAAUUGUACCACUUUAUUCAAAUCGACAUGGAUAGGGUGAACAUUGUUGCAUGGUUCUAAACUAGUUUUUUUUUAAGUUAAAAUUUUGAAGUAAAAAAGUAACAUUUGUGCUCAUACUGCUGUUUAGGGAAUAGUAAUGUAGCAUAUUCGAACAAUAUGUUUGUGUUAUAACGAAAAUAGAUGUUGGCGUGCCAGUCAUUAGGUCUUCCUAAGGUAUCUGGGUCCUAUUUUACGAAAACACGAAAAAUGUAAUUCCAUAAAAAGACAAGCCUAACUACUGUUCUAGCAAAUUACAUAUUCGGUAUCAUUUUCACCUAUUUAUCUAGCAGGUAACUGCUUGAUAAAAUGCCUAAUGUUUCAUUUUCACAAAAUGGAUAUGAAGCAAUUAUUCAACUACCUAGAAAAAUAUUUCGGUCUAAACUAUGUGUUUCUCCAUCCAACUGACCAGUGUUAGUUUUCCUAGCUAUCGGCAAAAAUGCAUAUUUGUUUAGCAGAACACUGGCUAGUAACACAAAUAUAUGCUGAUACGUAAAACAUUUUGCAUGCAGAAACAUUUCAGUCCCUUUUUCCUAAUGAGAAGUGGUACAAGCAACAACUUUCUUACAGUUGAUGUAAAAUAGGUCCAAGAUUUAUAAUAAGUUAAAUGCUAGUUAACGCCAAACGAAAGUAUAAAUAUCAUUUUAAGCUAACCGACCUUGUUGCAGACAGGGUUACUAUGGAAGAUGGUUUAAAGUUUAUCGUCAUGAAUGUACAUAUUCUACUGUAUAAAUUAUAGACUGGUAGUUGAUAGUGUAAAUAAAUUUUGCAAUCAAAAAUAUUGAGUAAUAUGUGGCAUGUUAAGUAUAUUUGUUAAAUGUAAAUUAUA